This is a messenger RNA of Nerophis ophidion (straightnose pipefish), 7698 nucleotides long. It is a transcript of the gene spire1b, whose product is annotated as spire-type actin nucleation factor 1b. Gene Ontology annotation, cellular component: cytoplasmic vesicle membrane; cell cortex. Gene Ontology annotation, molecular function: actin binding. The transcript is spliced from 17 exons. The record is from RefSeq and is a predicted model, not a curated record. Bases 208 to 2583 code for a protein of 791 amino acids. Lineage: Eukaryota; Metazoa; Chordata; Actinopteri; Syngnathiformes; Syngnathidae. Gene Ontology annotation, biological process: actin filament polymerization; establishment of meiotic spindle localization; polar body extrusion after meiotic divisions.
GAUGUCGGGCUCGAUCCGCCCACCCGCUAACGGAGGUCUACAGUCACACGUCGUCUCGUGAUCCUCGGCAUCAGAACCCCUGAGCGGGCCGAGAAGCUCCACAGUCACAUCCGGCAGGAGGACGCGAGUGAACAUCUAUGUCUUCCCCAGGUUAGCUCCCCCCUCCAUCGGCUCGGCCUGCCCUCCCGCUAUCGAGAUAAUGAGAGGAUGGCGGAAGACGGAAGCGGGCAGCUCGGACUGACGGACGCCGGUGAGCAUCAGCACCACAGCGCCAUGGCUUCCGCCGAGGAUCUGUCGCUGGAGGAGAUCCUCCGGCUUUACGGCCAGCCCGUCAACGAGGAGCAGGCUUGGGCCGUGUGCUACCAGUGCUGCGCCACGCUGCUCCAGGAGCACCGGGGGAGGCGGAGAGGCUCCGAUGCUGCCCCCACGCAAACAUACCCGACCAGGAUAGCAGGACCCGGCGAUGUUCGGAUUGCCAAAGACGGAUCUGUGAGGCUGCACCACCAGAACUGUGAAGGUAAAUACAACGUGUGCACACAAACGGAGGUGAUUGAGUCUCUUGGUAUCAUGGUCUACAAAGCUCUGGACUACGGGCUGAAAGAGAACGAGGAGAGGGAACUGAGUCCUCCUCUGGAGCAGCUCAUUGACAUGAUGACCAACAUAGUGGAGAGCGAUGUCUGCCCCGAUGAAGGCUACGAGGCAACCGAGGAAGAAGAUGACGCGGAUGACCACCCUGACAACAUUUCUAGCCUUCAUGGCUACAGAGGUAUCCUCAAGAUGUGUACGGAGCAUUUACCCAGUCAGUCGGAUGCCCCCAGUCACUUCCAGGCAGUGUGCCGGGCUCUGUACACGGAGACCAGGGAACUCCGGACUUUCCUAGAGAAGAUCAAGAGUGCCAAGGAGAACCUUCGUAAGAUGGAGGAAGACGCAACAGUAGGAGCCAGCAGAGACCUGGAUGACCUGCAAAACGCAGACUGGGCUCGAUUCUGGGUUCAGGUGAUGAGGGAUCUUCGAGACGGAGUCAAGCUUAAAAAGGUGCAGGAGCGCCAGUACAACCCUCUGCCCAUUGAAUACCAACUUACCCCCUACGAAAUGCUUAUGGAUGACAUCAGGUCCAAACGCUACAAACUGCGCAAAGUCAUGGUGAAUGGUGACGUACCACCCAGGCUUAAAAAGAGUGCACAUGAAGUCAUACUGGAGUUCAUUAGAUCCAGACCCCCCCUUAACCCUGUGUCUGCACGUAAACUCAAGCCACCAACACAGCCUCCUCCUACGCUUCAUGAAAGGAUACUCAAGGAAAUUAAAUCUGAGAGGAAACUACGAUCCGUGUCUCCCGAUCAGAUCCGCAGGGGCCGACUGGGUUUUGGCAAAACUCGCAGUAUGCCACAGGACUUGUUCCGUACGGGACUAGAGGAAUUUAGUCCAUACAUGGGCAGGAGGACGUCCAGCACUCUGUCUUUGAACAAUGAACCAUCAUCUCCAAAAGUGCAACCCUCCGGAUCUCAGUCCGUACCCCAGAGGAAGAAGCUUCUGAAGGCUCCCAGUCUGGCUGAGCUCGACAGCUCUGACUCCGAUGAUGAGAUCACAGGGAACAGAUCAAUCAGCACCUCGAGUGUGGCGACAUCUCUGAUGGAUGACACCUCUCCGGAGUCAGCACUGGGAAAGAAGACUCCCCCGCUGUUCCUGCCCAUCUCAUCCACACCGCAGCCGGAGAGGCGCCAGACGCCCCAGAGGAGACACUCCAUUGAGAAGGAAACCCCGACCAAUGUCCGACUCUUUCAGCGGCCCUCUAAACAGAACUCUAAAUCUCUGGAGGAAUUUGGUUUCCCUGUGGAGUGUCUGUCUCUGACAGUGGAGGAGGUGAUGCACAUCAGACAGGUGCUGGUAAAGGCAGAGCUGGAGAAAUUUCAGCAGUAUAAAGAAAUCUACACGGCAAUGAAAAAGGGAAAGCUUUGCUUCUGUUGUCGAACCAAAAGGUUUUCCCUUUUCACCUGGUCUUACGUCUGCCAGUUUUGCAAAAAGCCUGUGUGUUCACAGUGUUGCAAAAAGAUGAGACUGCCAUCCAAACCUUAUUCCAGCCUGCCCAUCUACUCCAUCGGCUCUACUAACACUCUUCCCAGUGAGAGCAUAAGUGCCAUGACUUCUGCAGGACAGGGACUCUCUGUAGCUGGAGGUCCGCUGACUCCAGGUGUGGCUGAAGCAGCGGCAGCUCCGACUUCCAAAGCAGAAGCAAAAGGAGCUGGAAAGGCUUUUGGGGCAGCAGCAGGAAAAUCGGAGAAGUCCUCCAGUGGCCAUCGACGACCAAGCAUCCACAAGACCAUGUCCAAGCUGUCCAAGCACGGCUCCUUAAAGUCUCAUGAAGCACUAGAGCUUCCUCCAGAGCUGACCGAGGACUGGGCCACCAUGGAGGUGUGUGUCGACUGCAAGAAAUUCAUCUGUGACAUUAUCGCCUCCAGCAAGCACAGCCUGUCUCUCGCCACUAAGAGAGCUCGUUUAAAACGCAAGACGCAAUCCUUAUACAUGUCCUCCCCUAAAGGAAGGGAGGAGUACCGGCCCACUGAGCGAACAAUCAGUGAGAUCUAAACUCUAGACGUCUCUGUAUGUACCACAGCCAUAAAUAAUACAACUCUGGGGUGGAUGAGGGCUUUGUUGAUGUGUCCUCGCCAUCAUGUACAGCUCCUCUCCUGAAUUAUUUUUUAUCAUUAUGGAUAACCCUUUAAUGUCUACUCGAGAACUUAGAAAAAAAGAGAGGAAACACAAUGUUUGUCUGUACUUUCCUCUCAGAGUGAUGCACCCCAGCUCACACUGAAACUAAUAAGCACAAGACAGAAGAAAGACUGUCUGACCUCCUUGAGGCCUGCGCAGUGGUCAUGUGGUAAAGAGUGACAGUCAGAUUUAUCAAAACUCUACAAUAUGUCCAUCCAUCCAUCCAUCAUCUUCCGCUUAUCCGAGGUCGGGUCGCGGGGGCAACAGCCUAAGCAGGGAAACCCAGACUUCCCUCUCCCCAGCCACUUCGUCUAGCUCUUCCCGGGGGAUCCCGAGGCGUUCCCAGGCCAGCCGGGAGACAUAGUCUUCCCAACGUGUCCUGGGUCUUCCCCGUGGCCUCCUACCGGUUGGACGUGCCCUAAACACCUCCCUCGGGAGGCGUUCGGGUGGCAUCCUGACCAGAUGCCCGAACCACCUCAUCUGGCUCCUCUCGAUGUGGAGGAGCAGCGGCUUUACUUUGAGUUCCUCCCGGAUGGCAGAGCUUCUCACCCUAUCUCUAAGGGAGAGCCCCGCCACACGGCGGAGGAAACUCAUUUCGGCCGCUUGUACCCGUGAUCUUAUCCUUUCGGUCAUGACCCAAAGCUCAUGACCAUAGGUGAGGAUGGGAACGUAGAUCGACCGGUAAAUUGAGAGCUUUGCCUUCCGGCUCAGCUCCUUCUUCCCUACAACGGAUCGAUACAACGUUCGCAUUACUGAAGACGCCGCACCGAUCCGCCUGUCGAUCUCACCAUCCACUCUUCCCCCACUCGUGAACAAGACUCCUAGGUACUUGAACUCCUCCACUUGGGGCAGGGUCUCCUCCCCAACCCGGAGAUGGCACUCCACCCUUUUCCGGGCGAGAACCAUGGACUCGGACUUGGAGGUGCUGAUUCUCAUUCCGGUCGCUUCACACUCGGCUGCGAACCGAUCCAGUGAGAGCUGAAGAUCCCGGCCAGAUGAAGCCAUCAGGACCACAUCAUCUGCAAAAAGCAGAGACCUAAUCCUGCGGUUACCGGAUACAAUAUGUAUCAGGUUUAAUUUACCUUUGUAUUUUUUUUUGUAUGCACUCAUCAUUUUGGACAAAUUAUCAAAUGUUCAUUAUUUAAAGUGGCUUGUUUCAUUCAUUCUUUUAUGGACUAAAAUCAUUUUUUGUGCAGAUGUAGUGCCAUGAAGUGAAAUACCUGUUGUCCACAAAGUCACUUUACAAUGUAAGAAAUAUACAGUAGAACCUCAACUUAUUAAUUGGUUCUGUGACAUUAAAACACUUGUAAUUUAAAACAACUUCUCCCAUUGAAAUUAAUUGAAAUCAAUGAAUUAGUAUUUGAGCCCCUUAAAGGGGAACAUUAUCACAAUUUCAGAAGGGUUAAAACCAGUAAAAAUCAGUUCCCAGUGGCUUAUUUUAUUUAUCGAAGUUUUUUUCAAAAUUUUACCCAUCACGCAAUAUCCCGAAUAAAAGCUUUAAAGUGCCUGAUUUUCACGAUUGGUAUAUCCACCCGUCCAUUUUCCUGUGACGUCACUGCGUGAUGCCAAUACAAACAAACAUGGCGGAUAGAACAGAAAAAUAUAGCGACAUUGGCUCGGAUUCAGAAUCAGAUUUCAACGGCUGAAGCGAUUCAACAGAUUACGCAUGUAUUGAAACGGAUGGUUGGAGUGUGGAGGCAGAUAGCGAAAACGAAAUUGAAGAAGAAACUGAAGCUAUUGAGCCAUAUCACGACAGACCGCGGCAACGAAUGACGAGUUCUAACUAACGAUUGCAUCUUUUGACAACUGGUGCAACUUGAAUCCGUCGAUUGGUAUGUGUUUGUUUGGCAUUAAAUGUGGGUGGAGGGAAAGGCUGGAUGCAAAUAUAGCUACAAAUGAGGCAUAAUGAUGCAAUAUGUACAUACAGCUAGCCUAAAUAGCAUGUUUGUAUCGAUUAGCUGGCAGUCAUGCCGUGACCAAAUAUGUCUGAUUAGCACAUAAUUAGCACAUAAGUCAAUAACAUCAACAAAACUCACCUUUGUGAUUUCGUUGACUUUUAUCGUUGGAAAUGCAUCUGCUUUGAGUGUCGCAGGAUAUCCACACAUCUCUAUGCCCUCUCUGUCGUAGCAUCGCUAUCGUCGGUAAAGUGUGCGAGGGACUUUCGCAUCUUUUGACCACUGGUGCGGUGCAACUUGAAUCCGUCGAUUGGUAUGUGUUUGUUUGGCAUUAAAUGUGGGUGGAGGGAAUGGCAGGAUGCAAAUAUAGCUGCAAAUAAGGCAUAAUGAUGCAGUAUGUACAUACAGCUAGCCUAAAUAGCAUGUUAGCAUGUAUGAGCAUGCCGUGACCGUUGAUAUGUCUGAUUAGCACACUCCACGUAAGUCAACUUGAAUCCGUCCCUGUUGGUGUUGUUACGCCCUCCGACAACACACCGACGAGGCAUGAUGUCUCCAAGGUACGAAAAACAGUCGAAAAAACGGAAAAUAACAGAGCUGAUUUGACUUGGUGUGUGUAAUGUGUUUGAGAAAAUGGCGGAUUGCUUACUGUUUUGACGUCACAGGUUUAAUGUCAUUGCUCUGACAACGAACAAUUGAAAGGCGUUUCAAUCGCCAAAUUCACCCUUUCAGAGUUCGGAAAUCGGUUAAAAAAACAUGGUCUAUAUUGACGCUUACAUAGGUCGGGUGAUAAUGUUCCCCUUUAAAACAGCUCCAUUUUAACAUAUCACAUGCCAUUUCAUAAGAAAAAAAAUAUUUUAUAUAUAAGACAUAUUGUAUAAAAACAAUAUAAGUAGGAAGUAAGAUAAUAAUAAAGCAUUUACCCUGGACAGUGGACUUCAUCUCCUUCCAGUUGCUAUUCCUCAAACCCAUCAUCAGCAGCUUUUCCAUAGUUUCAUAAAUAAAUAGAUAAUAUUUUAACAUUGUUGGCUGUUGUAUCAACUCAUUGUGAUUCAAUAUGGUACAGACUAUUAGUGAUACAUUCGAAUUGCUUCGCCAAGUUAGCCAGCUACUUGCUCAAGCAUGUUUUUGAUUAUUUAUUUAUUUUAUUCAUUGAAUAUCAUCUGCUUCUUCUUAGCACUGUCCUUCAAUUUUUUUCCAUGGUUGGAAAAACAAAGUUAUGUCGAACUCCAGAUGUUAGCUAAUGCUAGCAUGUAAAGUCAAACAUGUUUUGAGAUACCACUGUAUUACAAAAGCAACGGAUGAGAUAUGUAAAUUAGAAUUAUUUUUAUACUGCAUGGUUAUUAAAAUGUUUAAAGACAUUGGGUUUUUAAAUCAAACAUACAUUCAUGCAUUCACUUCCCUGAACAUAUUACUACCAUGUUAAAAAAUAUUGUUUUUGGAAGAAAAGGUAUGGGUCAUCGCCCAAAUAACUUAGCCGAUCUGUAUCAAACCAUGCAAAAGACUUCAAUAUUCUGUAAUAAUUUCCACAGACUUUUCUAUUUGUUUACUUUUAAAAUAUAUUUGUUAAAUUGUGAUGAGACUUUAUGGACGCUUUGUAUUUUCUACUCCUUUUGACCCGAGGGGAAGGUCUGCCAUAAUAAUCCAACAAACUCUCCGAACCCUUUCCCUCCAAGGUUCUAAGUAUUUAGGAAUGAACAAGCAGACAAACGAAAUUGCAAACAUUCGUAAAAGUACCUCCUUGUGUGGUUCGUAUGGUAAACAGUAUCUACAAGUGUCUCGAUUUAAACGUUGUAUUGGUCGUGCAGUGACCUUUUUUAAAUCAAGGUUGUGUCCAAAGCAGUGGUUCUUAACCUUGCUGGAGGUUCUGAACCCCACCAGUUUCAUUUGCACAUUCACCGAACCUUUUUUUAGUGAAAAAAACCCCACAACAUACAUUUUCAAAUUCAAGACAAAUAUAUAUUUUUUUACUGGUGCACAAAAUGAUCCAUGCAUGAACAUUACCUUGUUCAAAGAACAAAACCAACACAGUGUAUGAACUUUGAUUGAUUGAUUGAUACUUUUAUUAGUAGAUUGCACAGUACAGUACAUAUUCCGUACAAUUGACCACUAAAUGGUAACACCCCAAUAAGUUUUUCAACUUGUUUAAGUCGGGGUCCACGUUAAUCAAUUCAUGGUAAAACUCACAAAUUACACACCUAAAAAUCAGUGUGUUGCCGGGUCCAUAAUACGCCUAUAGGGAGAAGUUUUUAUUGACACCAUGAGUAAGGUGUAUCUUGACUUCCGCGGUGGAGGCUCCACCGAACCCCUGAGGCCGACUCACCGAACCCCAAAGGUUGGAUCGAACCCAGGUUAAGAACCACUGGUCUAAAGCAUAAUAAUAAUGAUGACAUCUAAACAUCUCUUGUACAAACCAAUAAUUGCAUAGCUGGUGUACAAACAUUUAUGACACAAAUGUGCCCAUGUUGAUGUUGGAAGUCAUGCUUUCUAAUGCUUAUUUAUUUACUUCUUAUAUUAAUUAUAUUUGAUUUUAAAUAGCUGCAUUGUCUGCAUUUCUAUAUUUGGCUAUUUUAACCGGCUGUUUCUUUUUGGCAGUAUCAUUGCAGUAUCACAUUUACUUUAGUCUUCAGAUCAGUCAUUAUUUAUAAGUGCUGUUUAAAAUGGUACAUUGAACAUUACAUACAAUCCCUACGACUGUAUUACAGUUUUUUUUGCACAAACAUUUUGACAACACACACUCAGCUCAACAAAUUUAAUACAUGCUGUUAUUAUGCCUUCCUUUGCGAUCCAGAAACUGACUUCCUAUAUGUUGGCUUCAUUUUGUUUCGUUUUGCCUUAAAAGUUUGAAUAUAUUAGUGGUCACACUGGUAUGUUAACAUGUCAUCUGCAGUGAGUGUACAAGUUGUUUUUGCUGAAUGACGUGUUUCAAUUGUGUUGCCUUGACGGUGUUUGUAGGUUGGAGGAAGGAUGGAGAAGUCCACAAGGGGAAACAGCGUCAUGCAUGAACAGUUUCACUUGUAUCUUCAGUGUGUAUUAUCUUCAAACUCAAAUUCCCUGGCCAGAGUGCAACAAAUGAACAAAAAUAAAUGCAAUACCUCCA